AUGUUUAGCCCAUUCUUUAGCUUCUACGAAUACGAAAUCGACCUUGCCCCCAAUGCCGCGUUUCUUGCCAUCUUUUCAGUCUCCUUGCUGGGCUUCUUUGGUGUCUGGAUCGCCACCCGCAGAGGUACCGCCUUCAAUGUUGCCAUGAUACUUGGUCUCAUUUGUGAGAUUCUUGGCUAUGUUGGACGCAUUUUAAACUGGCAGACCCCAACGUAUGAGAACGGGUUUCUAAUGCAGAUUUGCUGUUUGACAAUUGGCCCGGCCUUUAUGGCUGCUGGUCUUUAUCUGUGCCUUCGAAGGAUUGUGUCGGCUUUUGGGCCGGAGAACUCGAGGCUCUCUCCCGAGUACUACACCCGCAUUUUCAUUCCCUGCGACCUUAUAUCCCUCAUCCUUCAAGCCGUUGGUGGUGGUAUGGCUUCAACUGCCGCUCGUAUGGGGCAAAGCGCUGCUACAGGAACCGAUAUCAUGAUUGCAGGCCUCGUCUUUCAAGUAAUCACCAUCAUCGGCUUUAUCGCAUGCUCAAUAGACUUCGCUCUCCGAACGAUGCGUCGAAAAUGUGCACUCGGAGAUGCGGCCUUUGAUCAACGCCCGGAAGUCUCCAAAGUUCGCAAUUCCCCUUGGUUCAAAGCCUUUCUUGGCGCUUUAUCGCUCUCCACAUUCUGUAUUCUUUGGCGAAGUGUCUUUCGAGUGGCGGAGCUGUCUAGAGGGUGGAAGGGACCCAUAAUGGCUAAUCAGUACAUGUUUGUUGGAUUUGAGGGCAUCUUGAUUGUGGUUGCUGUUGCUGUCCUCAAUGUAUUCCAUCCGGCACUGUGUAUGAAAGAGUUGCUGGAGCUCAAUGAUGGUGGUCUCAAGGGUCUUUGGGGCUUCCGUAGCCGUGCUAGCAUGGCAAACGAGAGUGAGAGCUCGGUUGAGUAUGAUGGAAAGACACCCACGGCUGAGGCUAUCGCGGUAUAG
Messenger RNA from Fusarium sp. VM40, 954 nucleotides. The record is from the annotation of a GenBank genome assembly. Lineage: Eukaryota; Fungi; Ascomycota; Sordariomycetes; Hypocreales; Nectriaceae.